AUGCGUUCUUCUCACCUCAAACACCAUUCAUACCCAGGGUCUCCCGCGUAUCCGCUCUCACCUGGGUCGCCUUCAGAUAGUGAAGACCUAUGCUCCCCUCUCACCUCCUCCUCCGGUUCUUACAUGACAGCGGACGGAGAUAGCCGGGCAUCAUCUUACACCUCUUCAACUUCACCUUCAACCUCUCCAAAUCCACUCCUCACCGAAGAAACCCAAGAAGCGCCCGCUUGCUUUGUUGGAUCCUUAUCGGAAAUAGGAGACGAAGAUGCUGAGGAUAAAGUUCGCUCCAUGGCAGAAAGGGAAAGUAGAGUUGGAGACUUUUACCUUUCCCGGUCUGAAGAGAGUGCCUUUAUUUCGGAUAUAACGGGGAUGGCCAUUUUGGAAGAGGAAGAGACUAACGCUGAGGAGGAGAUGAAAGCUUCAAGGGGAAGUUGUCGUCCAAGUUGGGUGACUGAAGAUAUUUCCCCUCUCAGGAGCAGUAGCAGUCGCAGUAGUGACUCCCAAGAGGAUGGUGUGGAGUCUGAAGUUGAGGCGGCUUGUGCCAACAACAUCCUGGGUGACGACCAAAUGAUUCCUGCGUCGCUUCUUGGGUUCCCUCCACACACCAACCUCAUCUUCAGAGCAGAUUCAAUGGAGAUCAUGCUUUUCCCCACUGAAGAAGAAAUGGAAGAUAUGAAUGAGAGGAAUGACGCAUAUGGAGCUGGAGAGGAAGAGGCUGAUGUUGACGAAGACGACGAAGAUGAUGAAGACUAUGCCAUUGGAAGUACAGAUUGUCUAGAUGUUGAGCUUGACGAGGGUGCGAUUCAGGAAGAUAAUCUGGAAGUGAAUCAGGAAGUGAACCAGGAAGCAAAUCAGGAAGUAAAUGUUGAAGUGGAAGUGGUUGGGGAGGAAAAUCAGGCUGUUGUUGAUGAUGAAGAGGAUGACGAUGAUGAUGAAGACUCAGACAGCAAAGGGCAUGAUUAUCCCACAGAUGACAGCUCCUUUCUCCACUCUCUCUCAGAAAUAUCCAUCAAUGAAAGUUUGGAUGAAUCUUUCUGCUACCAUGACGAUACAGAUGACUCACUGGAUUCUGCCUCUUUUAAUGCAACAAAUGUAAAGCCUCAUGCAGAAAUCAUGCAAGAACAAGUGCGAUUUAUAGACGCUGGAUUGGCUGAGGAAGACACAGACAGUGAAGAUGAUAGCAGACCGCCUAUGCACAGACCUCGGGCCAAAGGAAUUGUGGGAAAUAAACUGCAUCAAGACUCAAGUCAACAAGCAAUCCAGCCAUACACUUCAGUGAUGGACCGGCACGGAGGAUGUCCCAUAAAUCAUAGCUACAGAGACCCAUGUAACCUCGCUUUGAAAAGCAGUUAUUUGACGUCCUGUAACGAGUCCGAGAGCGAGGAGUCGGUCCCUGAGCUGGAGGAGGCGGAGCCGCUGAGGCCAGAGCUUCAUUCGUUUUCCUCUGAGCUGAAUCGUCCCAAGCAAAGCCGCAGCGAGAAGAAGGCUCGAAAGGCCAUGUCCAAACUGGGUCUCAAGCCGGUCCACGGUGUGACGAGGAUCACCAUCAGGAAGUCCAAAAGUAUUCUGUUUGUCAUAAGCCGACCUGACGUUUUCAAAAGUCCUGCCUCUGACAUCUACAUCGUGUUCGGAGAAGCUAAGAUUGAGGACCUAUCCCAACAAGCCCACAAAGCCGCUGCAGAGAAGUUCAAAGUUCCAGUGACGUCAGCUCCACUGGCCCCGCCCGUCCCCCCCACGCUCAGCAUUCAAGAGCAGACAGACGACGAAGAGGAGGAAGAGGUGGACGAGGGCGGGCUGGAGCACAGGGACAUAGAGCUGGUCAUGGCUCAGGCCAACGUCUCUCGGGCCAAAGCCGUGCGGGCGCUCAAACACAACAAGAACGACAUUGUGAAUGCCAUCAUGGAGUUGACCAUGUGA
Molecule: messenger RNA, 1917 nt
Organism: Knipowitschia caucasica
Lineage: Eukaryota; Metazoa; Chordata; Actinopteri; Gobiiformes; Gobiidae
Source: the annotation of a GenBank genome assembly